Messenger RNA from Nasonia vitripennis (jewel wasp), 4249 nucleotides. RefSeq names its product calcitonin gene-related peptide type 1 receptor (gene Dh31-R). Gene Ontology annotation, cellular component: plasma membrane. Gene Ontology annotation, molecular function: calcitonin receptor activity. Gene Ontology annotation, biological process: adenylate cyclase-modulating G protein-coupled receptor signaling pathway; cell surface receptor signaling pathway. Bases 782 to 2062 code for a protein of 426 amino acids. The transcript is spliced from 13 exons. Lineage: Eukaryota; Metazoa; Arthropoda; Insecta; Hymenoptera; Pteromalidae. The record is from RefSeq and is a predicted model, not a curated record.
AGUAGCAGGCCGCGCGCUCAGCAGCCCGCAUGUGUCUUAGCACGCGCCGUCCUGCUCCGCUCUUACCUUCGCGAUUUUCAGUUACAAUCGUCCUAAUCAAAUUUCCGUAUACGUCACAAUACAAAGUAUACGCACAAAAGAUUCGAUGCCUGUAUGCUGAAGGGGAUUUUGAAAAAAAAAUUCGAACGACGUAAAGAAAGCUCGACGAGCGAGUAGCGCGCGUAGACGUAGAGAAGAUAGAGUUGAUACAUCGUAGAAUAGAAGUGGGUCGCAGCCGCAGCAUCAUCAUCAUCCGUACAGACCGAGCGGUAAUGACGACGGCGUUAUGUGUGCCGGACGCGGCCGCGUUAUCUCGCUGACAUUGACACUACCCCGCACGGCGUAUCUUUUCGAAGGAAACCAUUCCGAAACUCGGUACACAAACGCCUAGUGUGCCGGAGAGAGAAUCUCUUCUCCGCAGCCAGUGCGGGAUCUACAGGUGUCACGGCUUGCGCCUUAUUCUCCGAGAUAAAGAAGCUCACGGCAUGACUGCUGUUCCGUGGAGUAGUUGCGAUUAAUUAGAGCCGCGAUUAAUUAAUCGUGAACAAGAGUGCGCGCGUGUCUCGUUAAUUAACGGGUGCCAGGAGAAGAAGGAGGGAGAGAGAGAGAGAGAGAGAGAGAGAGAGAGAGAGAGAGAGAGAGAGAGAGAGAGAUCGUUGCGGCCCGAAGGAACCUGCUGGAAGACGAGGAGCGACGAUCACGCAGAAAUUCAAAGUGACCAAAUUCUCUGAAAGUAGUCAAAAUGGACGACCUGGAGUUGGCAUCAGAGGUGCCGGGGAACACUACGAUGGCGGGUAGCACCAUGCAAGAGGACGAGCUGCGUCUACUCAAAUUGGAGCGUCAGCAGGAAUGCCUCGGGCAGCUGGCCGUCAACGCCACUCCACCGCCAGAGCCCUACUGCCCAGCAAUAUUCGAUGGCUGGUCGUGCUGGCCGAACACGCCUGCGGGAACGACGGCCUACGCACCCUGCCCGGCUUUCAUCACCGGAUUCGACCCCACAUUGAAAGCACACAAAGAAUGUGAACCGAAUGGCACGUGGUUUAUGCAUCCGGUAACGCAUAAAAUCUGGAGCAACUACACAACAUGCGUCAACCUUGUAGACCUCAGUUGGCAGCAGCAGCUGAACGUCCUUUACGAGACGGGCUACACGAUAUCGCUGGUGGCGCUGCUCGUAUCCCUGGGAAUCCUCACGUACUUCCGAUCGCUGAGGUGCGCGCGAAUCACCCUGCACAUGAACCUGUUCGCCUCGUUCGCCGCCAACAACGCCCUCUGGUUAAUUUGGUACGGCUCCGUCGUGGCGAAUGCCCAACUUCUCCUGAACAACGGCUUCAUGUGUCGCUUCCUGCACGUGAUACUCCACUACUUCCUGCUGACGAACUACGCGUGGAUGCUGUGCGAGGGCUUCUAUCUGCACACGCUGCUCGUCAGCGCCUUCACGAGCGAGCACAAAUUGGUGAAAUGGCUUAUGGCCCUUGGCUGGCCUAUACCAGCGAUCAUCGUCACCAUCUACACCGUUCUGAGAGCCACCAGCGAUGACAACGCCGACACUCUGCAGUGCUGGAUCAACGAGGGCAACUACAUGGUCGUCCUGAUCUACCCGGUCUGUGUGUCGACGCUGCUCAACCUGUUGUUCCUCUGCAACAUUGUGCGCGUGCUGCUGACAAAGCUGCGCGCCGGACCUGCUAUUGGAUCCCAGCCCUCGAGAUCGAUGCUGCAAGCUUUCCGUGCGACGCUGCUACUGGUGCCCCUGCUCGGUCUCCACUACCUGGUCAUCCCGUUUCGUCCAGAGAAAGGUCAUCCCUGGGAGUACGCUUACGGGGUCAUGUCGGCCAUAACGGCGUCCUUCCAAGGACUCUGCGUCGCCAUCCUCUUCUGCUUCUGCAACGGCGAGGUGAUAGCGCAGUUUAAGCGCAAGUGGGAGGGAACGGCGUUCGCGCGCAAGCGCGCCAACUCCUGCACGGCCACCACAGUAUCGUUUGUCCGCUCGACCGCAGGUCCGAUGGCGGGAGAGGAGAAGGUAUGACUAUCAGUCGGCGCCCUCAGCGGAUCCCAGAGACGACAACCACAGCAACAACAACAGAUUCUCCGGCAGUAGAGAUCUACCGGAGCCGCAACUACAGCCGCUGACGAUCGUUGGCACAGCACCAGCAGAGACGACCAGUAACGGCAGCGCCGCCAAUCAUGCGCCCCGACUUCUACUCAGACGCAGCGACAGCCUACUGCACGAAGCCGCCAACACCACCAGCAAUAAUAACAACAACAACAAUCACCAGUCGCAGUGUUAACGAGCCCGUUGCCCUUGUUCUUGUUAUGUAUAUGCGAGGCUGAAGCCUAUGCUGUGGAUGCGAGUGUGUGGAUGUUAUGCUAUAUACUGCGUUGCGUCGGGAUUUAUACGAGCCGAUUCGAUUUCCGCGGCAAUUCGGAACUUUAUAGCGGUGUCUGAAUUGAUUUUGCGUUAUAAGAGCUUUUUGUUUAUUGAAUUUAUAUGACCGAUUUUUUAGGUGAGUUCAGUUUUCUUAAAGAUUGUCGCAAUUUAUCAACGUCUUAUUUCUUGUGCCGUCCGUUUGAAAUAAUCUUCAUCGUCGGAGGUUUUGAAUUUCGUGGAUUUAAUUGUGUUUAGCUUUUGUCAAUUUUGUGCUGAUCGAAGAAGAUGAUUCUUGAAUUUUCUAAUAAUGAAACGGUAGAUACCAUUUGUAUAUAUCUUCGCUGAUUAAUAUCUAUGCGUUGAAUCAAUCUUUGAUUUUUUUUAAUAGAAGUUUCCAUGAUUUGUAUAGAGAAUUUAUGUAUGUAUAGUUUUUUAUAGCCGUCAAAGCGCAAUCGCGUUUAUAAAAGGAUUGCAAGCUUUGCCAUUUAACUGUUCGUAAGCAGAUUUCAUAAUCAUUAUUUGCAUUCAACGCUGAUGAGAAACAUCCUCCACUUAUCAGACCUUAAUCUCGGGCAGUUUAUUUAUCGAUUUGACGUUUUACAGCAUUUAUACAUUGGAUUAAACGAUAUUUUUAUUGCGACAGCAUAAAUAUAGCUUUGAAUCGAUAAAACCUUGCCCGGAUAGUCGAAAAGAACGUCAAACGGAUUUUGUAUCUAAUUCUAUAAUUUCCAACAAAAUGAUUUCAAAUCUCUUGGAUACUUUUGAAUAACUGUUAAGAAUGUAAAAUAAUUUAAUCAACGUUCUAAAAAGUAUGUAUUCACUUAUUAACAUAAUAAAGCUUACUUGGAAAGUUUCAUUUAAAAAACUCUUAUAUAAUAAAAUUAACAAUCGAAUUGUUGAUAUUUUCUCAAUUUAUUAAAGUAAAAUGUAUCUUAUCUCGAACUGUAUAAAAUUUUUAUUACUCGAAAUAAUAAUAUUUUUAAUAUGUUGUAAAGCAAAAAAAGGAAAUAACCGAACAGGCAGUAGAUGCACAUUGCACAUGCUCCAAAAGGAAUCGAUAGUCACAUAUGAAACAUACAUAUUGUAUAGUUUUAGUUUACGCAUAUAAUAUGGACCUUUCAAGAAGGAAUUAUUAUUAUUGUAAAUAUUUUACAUCGAGUUCAAACAUUGAAGUAAUAAAAAUUUUAUAUUUAUAAAUACGUCAACUUUUUUUGAGAAAUAAGUUGUUAUGAAGUGCAUAACAUUAUCUUCCAACGAAUCUCGUUGCACUGAUGACUGCCAAAUAAUCAGUGGUUUAUCUGAUGCGCAUAUAACGAAAGAAUCGAAUUCUCGUUGCUUUGUGCGCGAGGCGUUAUGUAGAAUUGUAUCACGAGAAUAACGAAACUGUAAUUGCUAUUAUAUACGUAUAAAGUAAAACACGAUACAUGAUAAUAUACAGAAGCAACGUUAAUAUGUUUAAAAAAAUAUUUUAAACAACUAUUAUAUAUAUUUGUAUGUUAACAAAGCAACGUUUGUUGGUAGCUAUGUGGAAGUUGCCCUACAAAAUAAAAUAUGCUAACAAAGAGAAAGUUUUUAAGUAACAAAAAAUUACAAAUUAUACGUAAGCUGUAAAAUAAAAUUUUAAAAAUUGUAUAUGACAACUAUUCAGUUUGGUAAUUUCGAAGUGUCUCACUUGGGUACUUAGAUACAAGAGAACAAAGUAUUUUGUUACGAAUAGUUAAUUUUUUGACAUAAAAUAUCAUGCUGUAAAAUGUGUACCUAUAUAUACUUGUAUAAUAAAAGAAAAUAUGUGAAUGAUUCAUCUUUGGCGACGAAGUCUUGUAUAAUGGAAUAAAUGAUUUAAUU